AUGGUUGCGUUUAAAAACAAAAACAAAGUUUUAUGCUCAACUCCGGAACAUAGGAUUGAGUCACCAUCAAGAGACAGUGACUCAUUAUAUGACUCUGAUGCUGCUAGUCCCGUCCCAUUCUUAUGCACUCAAGAUGGUACCGAAGGCGAAACUGAUGUUGUUUGGAAUCACUACACCCCAAAAUCAGACACAACCAAAACUCGAUCCAAAAAUACAACACCUCUUAGUAGGAGAUCCAAGAAUCGUCAUAACAGUAUGCCAGAAUCUCCAUCAAUUGAUAACUUUAAUAAACCAUCGACAAGUGGUAUGGUUUUUGGACGUUACAAUUCAAUGCCAAUCAAUAAAGAUGAUCAAAAAGAACCUGGUGAUUCUCCUAUAAGAUGUACUCCUGAAGAAAUAAAGAAGAAGCAUCAAUUAGCAAGAGAGAAGUUAUUAGCCAAAAGACAACUGCCUUUUACAACUUCACAAUCUACAAAUUUAUCAUCGCAGCUAUCACAACCAGCAGUUGAGACCAAGAAACCAAAAUUUCAGCCAAAAGUUGCUAGUGAUAGAGCAUUUAAUGUCCAGAAAAGCAAUGUGACACAAUCAAAAUAUGAUAAAUUUCUUGAAAAAUCAAAAGCAGGUAUUAAUGGUGGAAAUGUAACAGCUGGUUUAGGAAUAUAUGAUACAAUGCAGUACAUAACUCCACCAGUUGCUACAUGGUGUGUGGGACAAGCUUGCAGUAUGGCGUCAUUGUUGCUGGCAGCUGGUGCACCAGGGAUGCGUCAUGCUCUUCCUAACUCUCGUAUCAUGAUUCACCAGCCAUCAGGAGGUGUGAGGGGUCAAGCAACCGACAUCCAAAUACAAGCAGAAGAAAUCCUAAAGCUAAAAGCACAAAUAAAUAUGUUGUAUGUAAGGCAUACAGGCUUGCCAUUAGAGAAAGUCCAGUCAUCAAUGGAGAGAGAUUGCUUCAUGUCCCCUACUGAGGCAAAAACAUUUGGAAUCAUUGAUAAUGUUCUUGAACAUCCACCAUCACAUGCUAUGGAGAAUGAAGCCGUACCGGCUUCUGGUUCUAGUACAACAACUCCUAAC
This is a messenger RNA of Iphiclides podalirius (scarce swallowtail), 1071 nucleotides long. The record is from the annotation of a GenBank genome assembly. Lineage: Eukaryota; Metazoa; Arthropoda; Insecta; Lepidoptera; Papilionidae.